Vitis riparia (riverbank grape) is the source of this 1472-nucleotide messenger RNA. Its product is annotated as membrane protein PM19L. The transcript is spliced from 4 exons. Lineage: Eukaryota; Viridiplantae; Streptophyta; Magnoliopsida; Vitales; Vitaceae. Bases 740 to 1249 code for a protein of 169 amino acids. The record is from RefSeq and is a predicted model, not a curated record.
UCCAUUUCAUUGGUUUUUCCAGAGACCACCAUGUAUACUCAUCAGGAUACCCUACUAUUGCAAAUUCCUUUUCCAUCUUCUCACAAACUAACAGGGCAUGAUUGCUCUGAAAAUCUUGUAGAAUGGACCAUCUACAUGCACCAAACGACCAAGGGAGAGAAGAAAUUUGUUCUGGAAAAUGUUUUCAGCAGCAAUGCCUGAAAGCACAAUGAUGUCUUGAGGGGAAAAAAGAUGCCUAAUGAGUAACUGCAAGGAAAAGGGAAAAGGGAAAAAGGUAAGAAGCAAAGAAAGGAAAGAAACAAGUUUUCCCAACUCACCUUUUGAAAAGAAAUAGGGAAAUUAAAAUUGAUAUUUCUUUUAUUGUUUCCCUGUUUAUAAUUGUCUGUGAGACUCAAAUGAAAACAAUACUUAAUGCAGCUAAAGUUGUGCCCUGCAGUGUAGAGUUAGACAUGUAACCAAAGCAAACUAGCUGGUUCUACAAUUUGGAAUACAGAGAUUCUUUGCCUUCCACUAGGCAAACCCAACAAAAAGGGCAAGGAAUUUAGACCAUUUCUUUGAAUUUAAGACACUCCAUUAAUAUAAGGAAAGGUAGAGAACAUUCAGAAAACAGUAGGAUGCAACCCUUCUGUCUGGCAAGGGAAGGAACUACUCUUGUGUAUAUAUAUUCCCUCCUUGAGAGUCCAAGAAGGGUAUAACCCAAGCAAGGCCUCUCUCUUCCAGUUUCUGAGCUCCUAGGGCCAUGGCUACUGGGGGUUCCAAAUCAGCAGCAAUCGGCUUCUUAAUCCUCAAUUUUCUGCUGUAUGGGAUCAUAACGAUUAUUGCUUCAUGGGCUGUAAAUCAUGGGAUUGAAAGAUCUCGCGAAGCAGCAUCUGUUUUAUCGAUCCCAGCUCGCAUAUUUCCAAUAUACUUUCCAGUGGGAAACAUGGCAAGUGGUUUCUUCAUCAUCUAUUCCCUCAUUGCUGGAGUCGUGGGCAUGGUGUCCUCAAUCAUAAGCAUCAUCAAUGUCAUUCAAUGGAACCCCUCCAACCUUCAUGCUGCAGCUGCCUCUUCUCUCAUAACUUGGCUGCUCACUCUGCUAGCCAUGGGAUUGGCAUGUAAAGAAAUCAAUAUAGGGUGGGCUGAUUCAACCUUGAGAGCUCUCGAGGCCCUGACAAUUAUUGUGAGCGCAACACAAUUGCUUUGCAUGGGCAUGAUCCAAGGUGGGGUUGAAAACGUGGAACGGUUGUUGCGUAUCAGAAUGAGGGGAUGAUCAGAGCUUUCAGUCCAUGAAGACUGCUACCAGUUGUCUGGUUCUGUUUCUAGUCUGAGCACUGAAUUGUGUGUGGAGGUAUUUGCCUUUCUUGUGUGAUUUGUAACGGUUGUCUGUAACUAUAUUGUAUUGGACUGAUCUGGGCGGCUAUGGAAAUGAACCAUGGAAUUGUAUCACAUAUUUUCUUAUUUGAUCACGAGAAACAAGUUCAUAUAUUUUUUAA